AUGGCUGUCUCCAAGCUUGUGAACCUCACCGCCAGGUCGUUCCAGUUUAUCUGGACCGUCAUCAUUAUGGGCCUGGUCGGUAACAUGAUUGCCACGGCGAACCACAAUAACACGGCGGUGGUCAACUACGCGAUGUUUGUUGCCGCCUUCUCCUUGUUCACCCUCUUCUAUACGAUCCCGGCUUCGUUCAAGGAGGGCCUUUCUUUCCACCCUAUCAUUUUGCUGGUGGUGGACUUGCUCAACACCAUUUUCUUCUUCUGUGCGGGUGUUGCUCUGGCGUCCAAGCUACGUGUUCACAGCUGUGGCAACUACGGUUACUUGGUGAGCAACUCUGUCAUCAACAGCUCUCAGUUCCACCUGAAGAAGCGAUGCCAUGAGGCUCAAGCCGUGACUGCCUUUAUGUGGUUCGCCUUCGCCGCCUACCUCAUCUCCUUGGUCAUCUCCGGAAUGAGCUCGUCUGGUCCCACCAACCUGCGGAGUGGUGGCGUUCGCCGUGGCGGCCCCGCCAUGUCCCAGGUCUAA
Molecule: messenger RNA, 522 nt
Organism: Xylona heveae TC161
Lineage: Eukaryota; Fungi; Ascomycota; Xylonomycetes; Xylonales; Xylonaceae
Product: non-classical export protein Nce102
Exons: 3
Coding region: 1-522 (173 amino acids)
Biological process (GO): protein localization to plasma membrane; eisosome assembly
Cellular component (GO): eisosome; plasma membrane
Source: RefSeq, a predicted model, not a curated record